UUUUUUUUUUUUUUUUUGCAAUUUUGAACAUUUUGCAAGACGAGGGGUUCGAGGCAGGUGAGAGCAUCCCUGUGCGUCGCCGGGGAGCCCGUGGGCACUUGGCGCGCUCUCCUGGGACCGUCUGCACUGGAAACCCGAAAGUUUUUUUAUUUUUUAAAUACAUAUUUUUCUGCAGAUGUAUUUAUAAGGCUAUAAGUAAUUUUUUUCUUCCCUUGUUUCCAACGUUUUGAAAGCGAGUACUUUGUACUUUUGGCGAAGGACGCAGGAAAAGCUCAGCAACAUUUUGGGGGGGGCGGUUUUCUUUUUUUGGUUUCUUCUUCUUCUUUUUUGAGGACAAAUCAUUGAGUACAUCGCGAUGGAGAAAAUGUCCCGACCGCUCCCCCUGAAUCCCACCUUUAUCCCGCCUCCCUACGGCGUGCUCAGGUCCCUGCUGGAGAACCCGCUGAAGCUCCCCCUUCACCACGAAGACGCAUUUUGUAAAGACAAAGAGAAGGAAAAGAAGCUGGAUGAUGAGAGUAACAGCCCGACAGUCCCCCAGUCGGCAUUCUUGGGGCCCACCUUAUGGGACAAAACCCUUCCCUAUGACGGAGAUACUUUCCAGUUGGAAUACAUGGACCUGGAGGAGUUUUUGUCAGAAAAUGGCAUUCCCCCCAGCCCGUCUCAGCAUGACCACAGCCCUCACCCUCCUGGGCUGCAGCCGGCUUCCUCAGCGGCCCCCUCGGUCAUGGACCUCAGCAGCCGGGCGUCUGCACCCAUUCACCCUGGUAUCCCAUCUCCAAACUGUAUGCAGAGCCCCAUCAGACCAGGUCAGCUGUUGCCAGCAAACCGCAAUACACCGAGUCCCAUUGACCCUGACACCAUCCAAGUCCCAGUGGGCUAUGAGCCAGACCCGGCAGACCUUGCCCUCUCCAGCAUCCCUGGCCAGGAAAUGUUUGACCCUCGUAAACGCAAGUUCUCCGAAGAAGAACUGAAGCCACAGCCGAUGAUUAAGAAAGCCCGCAAAGUCUUCAUCCCUGACGAUCUGAAGGAUGACAAGUACUGGGCAAGGCGCAGAAAGAACAACAUGGCGGCCAAGCGCUCCCGCGACGCCCGGCGGCUGAAAGAGAACCAGAUCGCCAUCCGGGCGUCGUUCCUGGAGAAGGAGAACUCGGCCCUCCGCCAGGAGGUGGCUGACUUGCGGAAGGAGCUGGGCAAAUGCAAGAACAUACUUGCCAAGUACGAGGCCAGGCAUGGGCCCCUGUAGGACGGCAUUUUUGUGGGCUGGCUUCUGAAUAGAUGGACCGUUUGUUUCCUGUCUGAUAGCACCACACCCAAACCAACCUUUCUGACAUCAGCACUUUACCAGAGGCAUCAACACAACCCACUCCCAUCUCGGUGUGCAUCUGUGUGUGUGCGUGUGCGUACCUGUGCCGUGCUCACGUGCGUGGUCAGCAGUGUGUGCGUGUGCGUUCCUUUGCACUUGCCAUUUGAAGGUAGCCCUCUCACUGUCUUUUAGUUCCAAAAAAAGAAAGGUGCCAUGUUUUUACUAGACUUUGGAGCCCUCACCCUUCUCCUCCGCUGCGCCCUUUCCACGUUGCUUCGUGUUCGAGCUUACCUCCUCUUCUUCCGGGACUCUCUGCUUGGAUUCACCAAGAAGGGCCCUGGUAAAAUAGUGGAUGUCAGUUUCUGUUUAGUCUGUAAGUUCCCAUGCUGAUAAGGUGCGCAGGAUAACUUAGCACUACGCUGCGGCCCUGUGCCACCAUAGGUUGCUUUCCUCUUCUGUUCCGGUUUGGUGAUAAUCGUCUUCAAAUUUAAAGUGCUGUUUAGAUUUAUUAGAUCCCGUAUUUACUUGCCGCUGUUUCUACUAAGUUUCCUUUUCAAUUCUACCAACCCCAGAUAAGUAAGAGUACUAUUAUAGAACACAGAGUGUGUUUUUGCACUGUCUGUACUAAAGCAAUAAUCCUAUUGUACGCUAGAGCAUGCUGCCUGAGUAUUACUAGUGGACGUAGGAUAUUCUCCCUACCUAAGAAUUUCACUGUCUUUAAAAAAAAAAAAAACAAAAAUUAAAGCAAUGCAUUUGAGCAUGACCAGAACAUCCCUAGGAUAAGGAAGCAGAGGGAAACGGGGGGUCUAAGAAUGAGGGGUUAACUUACCAGUACAUGAGCCCAAAAAACGCGUCCUGGACUCGCCUUUGACAUUGAUAUGUUCAGUUCUGUUGUCUCCCCCCUCCCCCAACCCCUCCCAGCCCCACUUUUCUAGUUAACUUUUUCCAUAUCCCUCUUAAUAUUCAAAAACAAGUCAUUUCCUUAAGAUUCAGUUUCCACCCACCCCCCCUUUUUUUUGGUAAUAUAUAUAUUUUUGUGAAUUAUACUUUGCUGUUUAAAAAAAAAAUCAGUUAAGUUAAGCCUAUGUUUUGUAAGACCCCUUUUCCUAGUGGUGUCCCUUUUGAAUGCCUCAUAAAUUAGUGAUCCCGGCGCUUCUGUUUUUUUCUUCUCUGUUUGCUUUUGAACAUCUGUGCUCUUAUACAGUGGACUUCUGAAAAAUGAAUGUAAAAGACACUGGUGAAUCUCAGAAGGGGAUGGUGUUGUCACAAACUGUGGUUAGAUCCAAUCAAGUUCAAUGUUUACUAUAGACCAAAAGGAGAGAUUAUUAAAUUGUUUAAUGUUUAUACAGAGUAAUUAUAGGAAGUUCUUUUUUGUACAGUAUUUUUCAGAUAUAAAUACUGACAAUGUAUUUUGGAAGACAUAUAUUAUAUAUAGAAAAGAGAAAAGGAGAACUAUUCCAUGUUUUAAAAUUAUAUAGCAAAGAUAUAUAUUCACCCAUGUUGUACAGAGAAGGAGUGUGCUUGGGGGUUUUGUGAAGUGUUUAAUAUUUUAAGCCUAUCGCUGACACAUCAGCAUGUUUCCUGCUUUAAAUUAAAAUUUUAUGACACCAUCGAAGUUUGCCAUGACGAAUCCCGCUCUGCGAUACACAGGGAGCUUGCUUGUUUUCUGUGAGGCCUCAGAAAGGAGUCAGUUAACAUCACCCAAAAGCACAAAAUGGAUUUUAGUCAAAUAUUUAUUGGAUGAUGCAGUGUUUUUUAGGAAAAGCAUCUGCCACAAAAAUGUUCACUUCAAAAUUCUGAGUUCUUGGCAUGGAGCGUCACUGCCAGUGCCCCAGACAGUUCGGCUCUUGUCUGCGGGCCUGUGCCUCUCACGCAUUAGGAGCGUGAUGUCCGUGCUAUGUGUAUGCUUUGCAAUUUGGUAGAUAUUUUGACUUUAAAGAUGACCGUUCUUUUGUUUCACUUCAGUCGUAUAACGUCAAGAGAUUUCUGCUAUUAGGGCAAAGAAAACAUUCUGUGCUAGAUUAAAAUACCCUUCCUCGAUGGGAUUUUCUAGAUUCCUGCCCCCAGAGUAUCUAAUUUGUUAAUAAGCUGGUGGUCUCCUGGUCAGGGUCAGUCCAUCGGCUUCUCUCAUCCUGUCACAGUCUUGGAAAAGUGGACCAGUAGGAUAUUCCUCUGAGGAAUUCGUUUUGUCCCAGGCUACAGAUAAUAGCAGGAGAUGGGGCAAUACUGGAAUGGGAAUACCUUGUUCAAGUGAAUAAUUUUACAAGAACAAAACCCUUUGGCAAUCUUAAGCCGACGAAAUGAGAGAUAGUCAGUGAGAGACCCAAGUGGACACAGAGUUGGCCUUUUUACAGGCAAAGAGGCUAAUUGCGGCCUUGUUAAAUGGCAAUUGUCAUUAAAAUCAUUAUGUCUUUCUGUGGAACAGUGUUGAAGGAUUGUGCCAUGGGCCAUCCAAAUUUAUGGCAGUAUCAAAUGGUAGCUGAAAAACAAAACUUGAUAUUUGAGCACUGGUCUUUCUUGGAAUUAGAUGUUUAUGUUAAAUGAGUAUCACAAAUGUUUUCUGCAGAAGAAAUAAAAAGAUCAUAAUGAAACUUACUUUACUGUGUGCCAGGAGAGGUUUUCAGAAACCUACCUCGUCUUAAAUAUUUGAACACUUGGGAGUCUGUACAGGUGCCUUAUAUGCAGGUGAUUCUCAUGACACACACACAUGAACACCACUCCUGGACUGGCUGCCCGGGUGUCCAUGGCAGUUACUAGGAGGUGGGGCAGAUGUAUGAGUGGGAAGCCGCCGCCUGACGGGCAGGGACGUGGGCCAACCUGGGUCAAGCGAGAGCCUGCAGACUGCAGCUCUUAGAAGAAUUCUAGUAUCAUGUUUCACUUUUUCAUCUUAAGCAUCUUCCAGAGGUUGAUUAUUUUGGCUAUUAAAAAUGAAUCCAAAUCAUAUAGUGCUGACAUCAUGUAGACACGAUUUGGAAUGAGCAGCAUAGGACUUUCUGGUUGGGUCCCAUUGUAGUUUUCCUAUUUUGGCAAAGGCGAAAAUUGACUAGCCUAUCUUUCUGUUGGUACUAUGCCUUGAGAAGGCGGUUAGGGGAUAGGAGGGUUGGAAAUGAUCACUUCUUCUUGCGAAAGUGGCCACUGUGGACCCUACAGAAACCACAUCAGGCCAGAGUGUGUCAGGCCCUUUGUCUUUAACACAACAGGGCUCCGUGGAACCCUCCCGCCAAACAAAAGGACCUUUUGUUUGAGGAUAGUGUGGAUGGAAUUCUUGACAUCAAGUGGGUGGGAAGCUGAACUAGAGAACCCAGAGGUUCCUUCUAACCCACUGGUUUUGUGGGGAAACUCAACUAUACUUCCCAAUGUACAUGCAGAAUGUCAAGGGUCUGUUUUCAGAAGAGCCAAGAAUUGUAAGUGGCGCCCUCCCCUGUGCCCCAGGUUAAAACAACAGAUAUUCUAUAAAAUGCAAAGUUAUACUUCGCCUUCUCUAGUAAUUCAUUUUCCUCUGAUGUUCUUUUCAGGAAAACCCAAAACUUUGCCAUAGUUCAUGAGAGCAAUGGCAAGGAGGCAGACUCAGCAUGCUUGUAUGUGUGGUGGGUGGAGACCUGGAUUUAGCACUGGGGACAGCCCCCUACAGGUGCCUAAGACUAGAUAUGCUGCCCUCCACGUGGUGGGCCCCUUCUGCCCCAAUCUGCUUCUCUUCCUGCCAAGGGCUCUUAGGUACCCCCUGCUGUUGAGGCCAAGGUCUCCUCCAUGGUUUUUCUACAAUUAAUGAUGUCAUUUAAACAAUGAAUAAAGCCUUAUAUGAACCAGAUUUAGCAAUUAAAGUCAAUAUGUUUUGUGGGGGGCCGAGUGUGUGUACGUGUGUGUGUGUUUGCGUGACUGUUUAUGGUAACAUAAAAUCUUCAAUUUUUGAGCACCUUACCAAACAUAACAAUAAUCUAUUAUCCUUUUGGCAACACCACAAUGAUCGCAUCUGUUACACAGGUACAAGUUGACAUGAGGUUAGUUUAAUUGUACACCAUGAUAUUGGUGGUAUUUAUGCUAUUAAAGUCCAAACCUUUAUCUGUCUGUGAUUCUUAAUGUUUAAUAAACUUUGAAUUUUUUUCCUUU
Messenger RNA from Otolemur garnettii (small-eared galago), 5410 nucleotides. It is a transcript of the gene HLF, whose product is annotated as HLF, PAR bZIP transcription factor. Gene Ontology annotation, molecular function: DNA-binding transcription factor activity, RNA polymerase II-specific; RNA polymerase II cis-regulatory region sequence-specific DNA binding. NCBI's taxonomy places the organism in Eukaryota, Metazoa, Chordata, Mammalia, Primates, Galagidae. Gene Ontology annotation, cellular component: nucleus. Bases 356 to 1243 code for a protein of 295 amino acids. The transcript is spliced from 4 exons. The record is from RefSeq and is a predicted model, not a curated record. Gene Ontology annotation, biological process: regulation of transcription by RNA polymerase II.